UGAAAUUGAUUCCAAAACUGUAAAUAAAAUGGACAGCAAUAAUUCUGAAACAAAAGACCUUGACAAUAAUGUAAUGGACUUAAAGGAUAUACAGGCCGCAUUUAAUGAACAUCUUAUCCGACUUCAGCAUUUCAAAUUCUAUUCGUGCUUCUAUUUCUUCAAAGCUAAAGAUGCUAGAAUUGAAGAUACAGAAGCUGGGGAUCAGAGUAUAAUUUUCACAUCGGAAAAUAGGAACAAUGCUUGGGUUCAGAUGGAGAACGGGGAUAAGAAAGCGAGAUGUUUCUCCAUGUACCGCUGUAAUGAAUGUAGAACUUUCAAGCUUAGAAAGCGAGAGAUUAUCCGCCAUUAUGAUUCCAUGCACGGAGGACGUCUGAAUAUCCACUGUUCAACUUGUUCUGCAGUAUUUCCUUCUAAAGUGUUGCUUCGUAUACAUGAGAAGCGGGUCCACAACUUCCAGCCAAAUCAAACCCUAAAAUGUCAGCUGUGCCAUAAAACUUUUGGUAACCUUGCAGCUUUGAGAAAACAUGAGCGGCGACAUACAGGAAACCUUCCCUACGAGUGUGCUACAUGUGGGAAAAAGUUCUUGAAUCGAUACAGCCUAGUUUUCCAUAUGGAGUCACAUUCCUCUAAACGUCUCGAGUGUAGGAAAUGUGGUACUAAGUUUGUUCACCAGAAGUCAUACGAUCAGCAUCAGAGAGCAAUGUGCAUGGGUCAUCGUAAAAGAAUCGCGGCACGGAAGUUGCAGCUUCCAGCUAUGAACCCGAAACCUCUGGCAAGGAAAUCUUUUAUCUGUAAAUACUGCUCUAGGGAAUAUAAUUUCACUAGAACGAUUGAGAUUCACAUUCAACAAAACCACCCCGAAUAUGAAGGGGCGAUAAGCAAUGCAUAUACUGUCCAAGAGAUAGAUGAAGUAAACCAAAAUGGAGAAAACUCUGUACCAGAUAUAGCAAUAAAUGUGCAAAAAAAAUCGGCAGGAGGUGGAAUAGAAGCAGAUAUAGAUAAAGCGGAUGGUAAUGAAAUGAGUGAUAUUGAUAUUAAAACUACCUCGGUAAAACUAGAACAAGAUUCUAAUGAUGAUUCAAAUGGUUUGGUAUCCUCAAUAAAGUGUGAGAACGGGGAGGCAGAUAUUUCCAGCAAUAAAGGUAUAAAGCAGUUAGAUGCAGACAAUUACACCAAUUACCUUGUUAGAAAUUUUCUCUUAACUGACUCUGUUGAAAACACUCCAAGUGGAUUCAUAAAGAUGGAAGUCGAUGAACACUGAAUGAUUCGUAAUACUGCGAGGGUCUCCGUCAGAUGUUGAUUUUGAGGUAGAGCUAGAGACAUAUGCUGCUUUUCAAUCAAUCACUGUAAAUACUCGGUCAUAAGUCUUUUUUUUUUGUUAUUCAAAAAGAAAGGACUUAAUCUUACUAAGACUUACGAAUAUGUUUGGUCCUAGCAGGAUUGAGUUGCUCUCAACUUGAUAAGCUAGCAACUGAGUAAAUAUAAAAACCAUGUUUGACUACUAGAAAGGUAACAGUUUAUUGUUUAGCAACAGGUUGAAUAGUGUACCAAUUGGAUUUUUUUAGCAAUUAUAUGAAAACACAGAUUCUGAACAAAGUUGUCUGCUAGACAGUUUUUAAUGACUCAUUCCUGAUAUUGUGAUGGGUGUAUUUCCAAUGUU
Messenger RNA from Mercenaria mercenaria, 1660 nucleotides. Its product is annotated as zinc finger protein 510-like. Gene Ontology annotation, molecular function: DNA-binding transcription factor activity, RNA polymerase II-specific; RNA polymerase II transcription regulatory region sequence-specific DNA binding. The record is from RefSeq and is a predicted model, not a curated record. Gene Ontology annotation, biological process: regulation of transcription by RNA polymerase II. The transcript has 3 exons. Gene Ontology annotation, cellular component: nucleus. The coding region runs from base 29 to 1261 and encodes 410 amino acids. Lineage: Eukaryota; Metazoa; Mollusca; Bivalvia; Venerida; Veneridae.